AUGUGCUCGGGGACAGUGCCGUUUCAUGAUCUGGACAAGGAUGACGCACUCACGCCAGAGGAAGUGAGACGGGCGCUGCUCCACUCAAAGAUCGACAUUGUGGACGCAGCGGGAAACGAUCUCGUGGACGAUGCUCUUGCAUACGAUGACAAAGACAAGGACGGAAUGCUUUCGCUCGAGGAGUUCCUGCUUUCUCAGAAGACGAACAUGAGCGGCCUCAAGAGUCUCGGAAACUUAGAGUUGUGACGUGUCUAUAGUUACGCAGGCCAUUUUUCUGUCAGCAUCGGACAUUCCAGGGUUAACAGACGUUGUUGAUAUCUUUAAGGUCUUAAGAAAACCUCACAUUGAUCUUGGCGUUACAUGUUAUAAUGGAAAGGAGCAUGAACACUAAAGAUCUCUA
Messenger RNA from Rhipicephalus microplus (southern cattle tick), 400 nucleotides. RefSeq lists its product as uncharacterized. NCBI's taxonomy places the organism in Eukaryota, Metazoa, Arthropoda, Arachnida, Ixodida, Ixodidae. The record is from RefSeq and is a predicted model, not a curated record. Gene Ontology annotation, molecular function: calcium ion binding.